AUGUCUCAAGAUAACUCAAGAACGCCUCCGCGAGGGUCGGCAUUCGAACAACCAUACGACCCCGCGAAUGCUGUGCGCCAGUUCAAGGAGGACAGGCCAGAUAGCUACGACCGCGCCCGGUCGAGGUCUCCACGACGGGAGGGCAGGCCGCGCUAUACAGACAGAGAUAGGGAGGGCUAUGAAUCGCCACGGAGAGACAGAAGCCGUAGCCACUCACCAUAUUUUGGCGGCCCGCCGAAUCGGAACGUGAUACUAGAAGGACUUCCCUUCGAAUGGACUCAGGAAGACAUCUUCAACGAAUUACAACAUAAUCUACGGCUUGAGGGUUUGGAGGAAGUCAGAUUGAUUAAGGACAAACGAACCGGCUCUUCAAAAGGAUUUGCCUUCGCGCAAUUCGCCAGGAUAUCAGACGCAAGAAGGUUCCUCGAACAAUAUUAUCCCGCUUGUCCUCUCUAUGGCGCCUACAGUCCAGGCCAAUCCGCGAACGCAGAACCCACCAAUGUGCGGAUAGCCUAUGGCAGAGAGCGAGACGAUCGAGAGAGAGCUGGAAAGGGUGAAGAUGAUUGGAGAUGCGACGUUUGUUUUCUCCCCAACUUUUCCCAUCGCACACUUUGUUUUCGGUGUAAUGCUCCACGAACUCGGGCGAAUGCAAAUGGCCUUGUGGUGCCCCAGGCCAACAUGUCGGCAUUCUCCGGAUUUGCGACUACUGGUGACAGUGAUGUCUCUCCCGAUGGAGCCGCUUCUCAAUUUAUCCUCCUCCGCGGGUUAUCCGAGGGAGUGAACGAGGAGCUGCUUGCAACUGGUGUCAAGAAGCUAUACAGAACAACGGCUAGCACUCCUCCGACUGAUGGAUCUGGAAAGAAGAGACAAAUUGCAUCAACCACCAAUGAUUCUAGUCUUGGCGCCAAAGAUGGAUCUCUACAGCGAGUUUUGCUGGUUCGUGAUAGGAAGACCGAUGAUUCCUGGAGGUACGGAUUUGCUGAAUUCAGUACCGUCGAGGAUGCAAAUGCAGCAAUGCUCAAAUACAACGCGUCAGAGAAAUUCACCAUUUCCUCGAAGCCCGUUAUGAUAUCAUAUAUCCACGCCGGAGUAUUCGUGCCUAUCCUCCAUUCAGUCAGUGAAGAGUGUGAGAAGUUUACCUUCAGCCCAUUGGGAAAUUCGGCCACCAAGCUUAUGUACUGGGACGAGGCGGCUUAUGCAAAGGAGCUUGUGACUGCCACCGCGCCUUCGAAAUUAACGACCAAAGCCAAGAAGUCUGAACAUACAAAACUGGCUUUAGCGGCGGCUAAAGAGGGUUUGGUAAAUCCAGGAACUGACAGGGAGCCGAAAGUCAAGAGGAGGAAGACGGAAAAGGAACCAGUUGUUGCUACUCAUCUUCAAUUCUGGAAAAACCGCCAUGCAGAGCUGCACGGACUUCCUCAGAAAGAGGCAGGGAACCAAGCAUCGGAAUUGAAGAAACCCGAAACCGAAGAAGCACCCCCAAGUCACACAUUUGCUGAUUUGGAACGCAAAUGCUGCCUGUUGUGUUCUCGUCAGUUCAAGACAGAGGCCGAGGUGAACAAACAUGAGCGUAUGAGCCAGCUUCAUCGGGACAACCUGAAAAAGGAAGACAUGGUUGCGAAGGCAAUGGCAAAGCUCAAGAAGUCUGGGGAUCAUGCAGCUGACAGCGCAUACCGAGACCGGGCGAAGGAGCGGCGCCAUGCUUUCAACCAGCCGAAACAGCCAGCUGCACAGCAUAGUCGAGGCAAAGAUUCAACGGCAAAAUCACCCCCGGAGAAUAAAACUGAAGAGCCCCCGAUCCAGUCAAAAGGUGCUGCGUUAUUGGGGAAGAUGGGCUGGACCGCUGGGCAGGGAUUGGGAGCCCAAGGAACGGGAAGGACUGAUGCAAUCAUGACUGAGAUGUAUUCUCAGGGCGUUGGUCUGGGCGCGCAAGGGGGAAAGAUUGGUGACGCUGUGGAAGAGGCACAGCGACAAACGAAGGGAUCGUAUGCUGAAUUCCUGAGCAAGACAAAGGACAAGGCGAAGGAGAGGUUCGAGAGUCUCGGCUAG
Molecule: messenger RNA, 2049 nt
Organism: Drepanopeziza brunnea f. sp. 'multigermtubi' MB_m1
Lineage: Eukaryota; Fungi; Ascomycota; Leotiomycetes; Helotiales; Drepanopezizaceae
Biological process (GO): mRNA splicing, via spliceosome
Cellular component (GO): nucleus
Molecular function (GO): RNA binding
Source: RefSeq, a predicted model, not a curated record